AUGUCUGAACCAAUCCUCCCCGGCCGCCUCGUCCGCAUGCGAGCUCUCGGACCUGCAGAACUUCCAUCCCAUCCACUGCUCGCCUCACAACAAAGCGCCGAACAAACUGCACCAGUUCCCGCGAACAAUUUCGCCCAAGAAGCCCUCAACGAAGCUCAUCAAUUCGUAACCUCGUAUUGGCCUGAGAAGUUCACCAUCAAGUCCAAGACCAAACAAUCAUCCCCCUCCACCGCUCUCGUCGAACUCCUCUCCCACGAGAUCCCUCCAAAACUCCUUCCACCCCAUACAGCUUCUGAAGCCUGGUUCGCACGCACCAGCAUUCACGAGAAUGCCGCCAAAGCUGGAACGGCGAGUUGGGAAGAGUUUGAUGCGGGGUUGAGGCAAGAUCACAGCAUUCACGAGACGGAUUAUACACCUGAUUGUAUACAUGCCCACCAAGUCUUAACUUGGGACGAUCAGUCUGGGGGGGAGGUUGUGGGAUGGCAGGACGUGCACAUGAACAUCAUGGAGAUGUGUCAUCAGCUUCCUGCCCCGUUGAAUAAACGAGUCUUCUCCGUUCUCGUUAUCACGGGAAAGAAGGGCGACGGAGAGUUUAUUGUUGUACAGAUCCCUGUUGACACCAAGGGAAUGCCGGGAACAAAGUAUCGCGAUGACAAGGCCUUCACACCCGGAAUGUACGUCAGUGUCGAGAGAGGUGCGCUGGAGGACAAUGGAGCGAACGUGAAGUGGCAGAUGGGAACCGCGAGUGAUGCAGGAGGAGUGUUGCCCAUGUUCUUGCAGAAGCUGGGUGUUCCGGGGGCGGUGGUGAAGGAUGUGGGGUUGUUCAUUGGGUGGUGUGAGCAGAGGAGGCAGGGAAAGGCUUGA
Ramularia collo-cygni is the source of this 864-nucleotide messenger RNA. RefSeq lists its product as uncharacterized. The record is from RefSeq and is a predicted model, not a curated record. NCBI's taxonomy places the organism in Eukaryota, Fungi, Ascomycota, Dothideomycetes, Mycosphaerellales, Mycosphaerellaceae. Bases 1 to 864 code for a protein of 287 amino acids. The transcript has a single exon.